Molecule: messenger RNA, 1896 nt
Organism: Aspergillus piperis CBS 112811
Lineage: Eukaryota; Fungi; Ascomycota; Eurotiomycetes; Eurotiales; Aspergillaceae
Product: anion exchange family protein
Exons: 5
Coding region: 1-1896 (631 amino acids)
Biological process (GO): transmembrane transport; borate transport; monoatomic ion homeostasis
Cellular component (GO): fungal-type vacuole; plasma membrane
Molecular function (GO): solute:inorganic anion antiporter activity; borate efflux transmembrane transporter activity
Source: RefSeq, a predicted model, not a curated record
AUGACGACGACGGCGAGCAGUAUUCGCUCUCAGCACAGUACACACAACAGCCAUCAUGAACAUACUACCAGGUAUCAGUCUUCCACGGGGAGUGGAAUUGGUAAUGCUGGGGAGAAAGAAGGAGGAGAAGAGAAAUGGUACAAAAUCCAUCUCUUCCGCGGCAUGAUUCAGGAUGUUAAGCGCCGUGCUCCGUUCUAUUGGAGUGAUUGGACUGAUGCGUGGGAUUAUCGCGUUGUGCCCGCCACGGUGUAUAUGUAUUUUGCUAAUAUUCUUCCUGCGCUGGCUUUCUCGUUGGAUAUGUUUGAGAAAACCAACCAGAGUUAUGGCGUUAAUGAGGUCUUGCUGGCGAGUGUGUUGGCUGCGGUGGUGUUUUCGGUCUUUGCGGCUCAGCCGUUGGUUAUUGUGGGUGUUACUGGACCUAUUACUGUGUUUAAUUACACGGUUUAUGAUAUCAUCUCCCCCCGGGGAACGAAUUAUUUGGCGUUUAUGUGCUGGAUUGGGAUAUGGUCGUUGAUCAUGCAUUGGCUGCUUGCCAUUACCAAUGCUUGUAAUGGUCUCACUUAUGUCACCCGUUUCUCGUGCGAUAUCUUCGGUUUCUAUGUCGCCUUUAUCUACCUCCAGAAGGGUAUCCAAGUCCUCACUAGGCAGUGGGGAACCGCUGGUGAGACUUCCGCAUACCUCAGUAUCAUGGUCGCCUUGCUAGUGCUUAUGAGCGGCUGGAUCUGUGGCGAGCUUGGUAAUAGCAGUCUCUUCAAACGGUGGAUUCGCAAGUUUCUGGAGGAUUAUGGCACGCCCUUGACCAUUGUGUUCUUUACUGGGUUUGUUCAUAUCGGCCAUAUGAGGGACGUCGAGGUGGCGAGACUGCCCACUAGCAAGGCAUUUUUCCCGACAGAAGAACGCCCGUGGCUGGUUCAUUUCUGGGAUAUCAAUGUCGGCGAUGUUUUCCUUGCUAUUCCGUUUGCGGUGCUGUUGACGAUUCUAUUCUAUUUUGAUCAUAAUGUCUCGUCUCUCAUCGCCCAAGGAACCGAGUUUCCUCUGCGCAAGCCAGCCGGCUUCCACUGGGACCUCUGGCUACUCGGAAUCACCACCUUCGUGGCCGGUCUCCUGGGUAUCCCCUUCCCCAACGGUCUCAUCCCCCAAGCACCCUUCCACACGGCCGCUCUCUGCGUCACCCGCGACGUCGCCGACGAAGACGACACCAACAAAGGCAAAGCCAUCCGCGUCACCGACCACGUCGUCGAACAACGCGUCAGCAACUUCGCCCAAGGCCUCAUGACCCUCGGCACCAUGACCGGCCCUCUGCUCAUUGUUCUGCACCUGAUCCCCCAAGCCGUCCUGGCCGGCCUCUUCUUCAUCAUGGGCGUCCAAGCCCUCCAAGGCAACGGCAUCACCCAGAAACUCAUCUUCCUCGCACAAGACAGCGGUCUCACGCCAGCAUCCAACCCGCUCAAGCGCAUUAAACGCCGUCUCUCCAUCUGGGUGUUCGUUAUCCUGGAGCUGAUCGGCUUCGGCGCCACUUUUGCCAUUACACAGACUAUUGCUGCCAUCGGUUUCCCGGUUAUUAUCCUGCUGCUUAUCCCCGUCCGCUCGUUCUUGUUCCCCUGGUGGUUUACACAGGAGGAAUUGUCCAUUCUGGAUGCCCCGACUGCUAGUCCAUUCACUAUGGAGAGUGUGGGCGGGACGCAUGGGCUGAGUGACGCUGCUGCUGCUGCUGCUUCAGGUCGGGAUGAUGAUCGUCGUGAUUCGAAGAAUGGGGGUGGUGGUGAUGGGGUUAUGAUGCGGAGGGAUGAGAGCUCGUCGGAGUCGGCUGUUGAGGAUGAUUUGGAGCGAGGUGAGGCGUAUGAGAUGCAGAGGUUGGGUGUAAGGCGGAGGAGUACGACUGGUGGGGUGGAGUAG